UUCGCGAGAUUUGCGGUUGGCGUGUGAUGACAUUAAUAUCAGCCAAACGAACCGAAAAAUACUGACAUGAAAUCAGCUUGAAGUAACAGCUGAAUUUCUGGAGUUAUGAUGUCCAAGAAAAGGGGCAGAAAGCGAAGCAGUGGGGAGCUGAGUGACACCUUGACCCCAGAUCCUAAUGACAUUGUGGGAGUUCGCAUUCAGCACAACUGGCGGGAGAAGGGGAACCAAAGCAAAUGGAAAGGAACAGUACUCGACAGGCUGAGUGUAAAUCCCUCCCUUUUCAUGGUGAAGUACGACGGCUUUGACUGCGUCUAUGGCAUCGAGUUGUUCAAGGACGAGAGAGUGUCGAACCUGCAAGUGUUGUCGGAGACAGUUGUGAACAACAAACUAAGGAUACCCCCUGGGGCUGAGGAGCUGGUGGGCAAAGCUGUGGAACAUCUGUUUGAAAAGGAGGAUGGCGAGAAGAACGAGUGGAGAGGCAUGGUCCUGUCCAGAGCUCCAAUCAUGACCAACUGGUAUUAUAUCACUUAUGAGAAGGACCCUGUUCUUUAUAUGUACCAGCUGUGGGACGACUACGCUGAUGGAGAUCUGAGGAUUUUGCCUGAAGAAGAAAACAAGCACCUGUUGCCUGCAGACAGAAAACCAGGAGAAGAGACAGAAAGUCUGGUGGGGAAACAAGUGGAGUAUGUUACAGACAAGGGUGUGAAGCGGACAGGACUGGUCAUCUACCAGGUCCCAGCCAAACCCUCUGUAUACUACAUUAAAUAUGAUGAUGACUUUCAUAUUCAUGUCUAUGAUCUGGUCAAAACCACCUAGACAUUGUGGACACUUUUAUCUCAUCCUCCAGCCGCCUCUCAUUCACUUUUUGUUCAACUGUUAUUCACAAACAUGGCAGGGUUGAUUA
Messenger RNA from Nematolebias whitei (Rio pearlfish), 904 nucleotides. RefSeq names its product spindlin-Z. Gene Ontology annotation, biological process: gamete generation. The coding region runs from base 106 to 816 and encodes 236 amino acids. Lineage: Eukaryota; Metazoa; Chordata; Actinopteri; Cyprinodontiformes; Rivulidae. The record is from RefSeq and is a predicted model, not a curated record. The transcript is spliced from 5 exons.